Messenger RNA from Tetranychus urticae (two-spotted spider mite), 2505 nucleotides. RefSeq lists its product as uncharacterized. Lineage: Eukaryota; Metazoa; Arthropoda; Arachnida; Trombidiformes; Tetranychidae. The record is from RefSeq and is a predicted model, not a curated record.
AUAACAAGACAAAAUAAUGAGGAAAAAGUCAAGGAUACUAAGCACACAAUUACAUUACAAUGUUGUGUGAAUAGACAACUUGAGAGUUGAUUGAGUUAACUAUAAGUUUUUAUCACUCAAUUGUAUAUUUUUUGAGAAUGUCCAUCAUUUAAUCUUAAUCUUUAUUUUGCAUGAAAUUUUAUUACAAGAAAUUAAUGAUAUUUAUUGAAUAACGCGCCUUCCUCAUCAUAGAGCCUUCAUCUUCAAGUUUAACAAAUGUUUAGUUUUACAAUUUUCAGUUUUGGUUGUGCCACAAAGUGUACAAAUUGUGUUUACUUCAGUGUUUUAAUCACGAUUUAUUGGCUUUGCUUUGUCAAUUACAAUUGUCUAAUUUGUCUAUCUAUUCAAUGGUACAUAAUUAAGGUCAAGUGCUUUAAAUGGUUGAUAUUUUUACUGUAAAAAGAUACAUUCUCUAUGUUUUAAGUUACAUUCUGUAAGCUGAUACUUUUUUUGUGGCGUUUGUGCUUUUUUGUGCCUGUAUUUACUGGUUUGUCAGUUAUUAAUCAUAACAAUUAGAUUUUGACAGUCUUGAUGACUGUUUAAAAACAAUCAGUUUUGGGUAUUAGAAAAUCUUAAUUCAUUUGAUUUACAAAUUGGUGAAUGUUUAUUUUUCAUGGAAAGCUUAAUAGACUUGUACCUUGGUUUUGGAUUAAGAUGGGAACUGUUUAUUUUGUCAGACAUGCCAUUGAAAAUCUGGUUUUUCGGGUAAACAUCGUUAUUUUCCUAUGUGAUAGUAGUUGAGAUUUGACUAAACUGGUAAACUUUAAGAUUGCUUUUACAGAUCAAAAUCAUUUAAUAAGGUUAUACAUUAUUCAUGUAAACAAAUGCUAAUGAUGAUCAGAUAUCUUUUAUCAAUUCAUUGGGUGAAAAAUUUAAAUCACUAUAAAUUGAUGAUAAUCUUUGUGUCCUGCAUAAUACUUUGACAUUGCAUUAGCAACCACAAUUCAAAGCACUUUGAGUCGCAUGAGCAAUCAAAUAAAAAGAUAAUCAAUUUACAAAUGACGUGAUCUUUCCGAUGAUCGACUAUCAUGGAUAAGGCUGGUUUGGCAACAAAAAUCAACUAAAUUUUCAAAUUUCGUGUUCAAUAAUCUAUUCCUUGGCUUAGGCCAGGAUAAUUCAAAAAACAUGAUGAAAAGAUCUAGGAAAAUCAUCUUAUUCUUACUCUUGAUCUUGACUUGUAAAUAUCAAGGGUUAGAAAUGAGACGAAUACAGUUGACAUCUUUCGAUAUUCCCGAGAAAAUAAGCGAUUCUGUGAAUCUCAACAGUCUUUCAGAAUCAAGUGGCAAAUCAAUUGUUUUAUUAUUACAAUCUGGUUGGUUAAGUUAUGUACAGCAAAAUUUCAAGCCAAUAUUGCGAGCAAUUGGUAUUUUCGCUUCAGUCUCCAGUGUUACCCACACAGUACUCAUGCUUGCGUCAGUUUUACCUCUAUGGGAUGCCAGUCCAAUUAUACCUGGAAAUGUUUUGAUAAUUAUGUGUACUUUGGUCAUGGAUUUCAACAUAAUGGGUGUUAUGUACAUUUCAUUUAUUCAUAAAAUUGAUUUCUCUAGAUUUGAAAAGAAGGCGCGAGCUCUUGGAUUUGAUUAUGAUAACCCAAUAAUGGCCAAUAUAUUGAAAAGGGCAAGACGUAAAGUCACCAUCAUUCAAGUUGUUUUUGUAUUUUCCUGGUUCGUUAACACGAUUGUCUUUUCAAUCAUUUUUUAUAUAAAUGACUCUCAUAAAGGUUCAACUGUAGCCACAAUUGAAAUUAUCCAUGUUUUAAAUUGUGUUUUGAUUCCUUUAUUACCAAGUAACAAAAUUUUCACCCUAUUUACGUCAGCUAUUUUCAUAAGGUCAGUCUUCACUCUUUUCAACCAAAGAUUGAUGGACCAUUCUCAAUGGACAUUUACUGAUCUAAGGUUUUAUCGGAAAAUGUAUUCACAAGCCAUUGACUUGACUAAAUCGAUAAACCAAAUUUGGCAAAAUUUUCUUGUUAUCUUUUAUCCAGCAGUCAAUGGAUUUGUUUUAUAUUUUAUAUUUUACACAAUUACUGGACCAGUCAGUAUGCUUCGAUAUGCUAUUCUUGGAUUUCUCGCGGCAACAUUCAUUCUACUGUUCGUAUAUACCAAUCGAUUCAUAACAGGAGUCAAUAUUGAGGCCUUUGCCAUCUAUGAUACAAUCUACAUCAUAAGUUUAAAUAAUAAAGAUGUUACAUACACUGAAGAGGCUAAUCUCUUCUUAAAGAGGAUAGGAAGACAAGAUGUUGGUUUUAGUUAUGAAACGUAUAUGGUUUACUCACCAAGAUUAGUAGGAUCCGUUUUGACACUGCUGUCGACAAUUAUGAUCGCCUUUCCUACGUUUACGAGACAUUAUUAGGGUCUUACAAAAUUCGUUAUCCUUUUAAGUUCUUAUCGAUUAUGUAAAUGGUUAGAUGGUAUUAGUCCAGAUUCAGUGUCUUUUAUAAACUAAAAUAAAAUGCAAAUAAAGAUA